This is a messenger RNA of Coregonus sp. 'balchen', 635 nucleotides long. Lineage: Eukaryota; Metazoa; Chordata; Actinopteri; Salmoniformes; Salmonidae. The record is from the annotation of a GenBank genome assembly.
AUGCUAAGUGAACCAAGGUAAAGCUAAAAUGUAUGCAUGAAACAGCUAAGAUUGUGAGGCUCACAGGAUAUAUGAUGUGUGACAACAAUCAGACAUAGGCACAUUUCAUGAGCUGUUUUACAUAAUCAUCAGCUGCUGUAUACUAAAUCCCCUGUUGUAUCUUCUGACCUUUUCUUCCAUCCCAGUAGUGAAGGCUGAUACGGUCUCAGGCAGUGACAUGGCCAACCCUCUGAGGAGUGAGGUUAGACAGCUGUACAAGAAUGUAAGUUCAACACUGACUACUGCCAGUGCACCCACCCGUUGUUGUUACCCGCACUUACUUUCAGUAUCUGAGAUUUGCUUCCACUCAUGCAAUAUUUAGCUGUCUUUCCAAAACAAUCCCCAAAGCCUGGAAUAAUCAUUGGUAACCUGUCUCCUUCCAUUGACAGCUACUGUUUUUGGGACGGGAAUACCCCAAAGGAGCAGACUACUUCAGGGAACGUCUGAAGAGUGCCUUUAUGAAGAACAAAGAUGUCACAGACCCUAAGGAGAUCAAGACGCUAGUCGACCGUGGGGAGUUUGUGAUAAAGGAACUGGAGGCCCUGUACUAUCUAAGGAAGUACAGAGCCAUGAAGAAGCGUUACUAUGAAGAAUAA